Molecule: messenger RNA, 1611 nt
Organism: Laccaria bicolor S238N-H82
Lineage: Eukaryota; Fungi; Basidiomycota; Agaricomycetes; Agaricales; Hydnangiaceae
Exons: 7
Coding region: 1-1611 (536 amino acids)
Biological process (GO): DNA-templated transcription; regulation of DNA-templated transcription
Cellular component (GO): nucleus
Molecular function (GO): zinc ion binding; DNA-binding transcription factor activity, RNA polymerase II-specific; DNA binding
Source: RefSeq, a predicted model, not a curated record
AUGAAUCAGAGCGCUCAAUCGAUUUCUCGUCCUAUAGCUCGUGGGAGUGCUUGUAUAUCCUGCCGCAGGCGAAAAGUCAAAUGUGAUGGGGUGCGGCCUGUGUGCGGCCCUUGUGAAAACUUCUACAUAUCCAAAGAUUGUGAAUAUGGGGUGGACAACACUCGCACGCAGACUGAAAUUCUGGAAGACCAGAUCAGUCACCUCGAGGAACGAAUCAAUCGUCGAAUGAAUCCUGUGGCGUCUUCGAGUAGACCCGUUAUUCUUUACAAUCCAUACUCGAGCAGACCUGCGACAAAUUCUCCACCACCCGACGUUGUUGAACGACUCAUAGAAGCGUUCCUCGCACACUGUUCUGGCUUUGGAUUCUUCUUGCACGUUGCUCGAUUUCGGGCAUCAAUCCUCCUCUCGUUACCAGCUGGCCACCCGUCCCGACCUUCUCCUGCUCUCAUCUACUCGGCUUAUCUGCUGGGCUUGUUUUUUCUGGGAGAUGCGAGCUUGCAAUCUCAGGAGCAAUACUAUCUCACCGAGGCUACUCGAGAAGCCACCACUAUUUCCUCGGGAAGUCACCCGAGUGAGAUUAUUCAUGGAAUUCAGGCCGAAGUACUUCUUGCUUACUACUCCUUCAUGAAUAAUCGACAGACUGAGGCCAAAUAUCAUACCACGGCUGCAGUAUCUAUCACACUCGGAGCUGGUCUGCAUAAGAUUCGUUCAAGAAAUGUGGCACGAGGGUACUAUCGGAGUCCACUGCCGUCCCCCUCCGAUCCCGUUGAAGAAGGAGAACGUAUUCGGGGGUUUUGGAGCGUGUUCAUCCUAGAUCACUGCUUAUCUUCUACGCUUGGCGAAACGCCGAAUAUGGCAUUCCCACCUGACAAACCCGAUGCUGCGCUCGAUACACCAUGGCCUCUCGGCAUGGAUGAUUAUGAAUUGGGGCGAUUCCCUGGGCAUAUCAGCACAGACAGAACGCUCAUUAAAUUCUUCAGUGGUCAACCUACUUCGGAUUCGGGCUCUUCGCGCCUCGCGAUGCACGCCAAGGCUUCUUGCCUGUGGGACAGAGUCGAAUCGCUUGCGCGGGCAUGGACUCCUGGGACUUCGUAUUCUCAAUUCUCUGCUUUCUCAGCACAAUUUUCCUCUCUCGACACGAUACUUGAUAUUAUCAAAGCCUCGCUCCCGAACCUAACCCAAAUUCCCGGGAUAACCGACCGAGAGGAAGCGAAAUGGAUACUUAUCUGUUACAGUAUCAUCCAUAUGUGCACUAUUAAGCUACAUGGUAUUCUUGCUGAACAGAGCGCAAAUUCGAAGGCGAAGAAAUUAGAUUCUGCGAAGAAUAUAAUGGAACUUGUCGUAACCGUAGACCCCGAUCAUCUCUUGCACCUCACACCAGUCAUUCAUGAGAUUUGGGCUAUUGUUGCCCAUUUAGUAAUGGAUGAGAUCGAGAAUUUGAAAUCUCAACGCGCUCAAAGAGGCUGGGCAAGCCAAGUCUCCAUCGGAAGGGAAACUGCGUUGUCAAAUUUAGUGCGCCAAGCACUCACUGUGGUGUCUACUCUCUCUGCGAGUUGCCCUUUUUCAACAGCGCUGAUCAGCGGACUCAUGGAUCGAUUCAAUGCACUUUGA